Molecule: messenger RNA, 1842 nt
Organism: Benincasa hispida (wax gourd)
Lineage: Eukaryota; Viridiplantae; Streptophyta; Magnoliopsida; Cucurbitales; Cucurbitaceae
Biological process (GO): lipid biosynthetic process
Molecular function (GO): methyltransferase activity
Source: RefSeq, a predicted model, not a curated record
CUUUCAUCACAUUCAAAUCUUCUGCUUUCUUCAGUUUGGGCAACUUAGCAUCUUCAAGAAAGAUCUCAGCAUUCUCGGCCUUUCGCUGGUAUCAUGGCAGCACAUGAAGUGGUAGGAAAAAGCUUCACUUUUUUAAGAAACCCAAAACAUAUGGUAUCUUCUCUUGUAGAGAUUGGAGCACGCCAAGUUGUUACUAGAUUUUUUGCCGCAUAUAUAUCUAUAGGAUCAUUAACUAUAAUGGAGGAUGAUGGUACAAUAUUUACCUUUGAGGGAACAAAUAAUUUUUCCCCAAAGAUUACUUUAAAAGUUCACCACCCUCGAUUUUAUUGGAAGAUUAUGAUGCAAGCUGAUCUAGGUCUUGCAAAUGCAUAUAUUAACGGAGAUUUUUCUUUUGUUGACAAAGAUGACGGUCUUCUUAAUUUUAUAUUAGUUCUCAUAGCGAAUAGAGAUAAAAAUUCAUCUGUUGCAACAUUAAAGAAGAAAAGGGGAUGGUGGUCUCCUCCAUUAUUUACAGCUAGUAUUGCAUAUGCAAAGUAUUUCUUUCGACAUCUUUCAAGACAAAACUCUCUUACACAAGUUCGUAGAAAUAUUUCUCAGCAUUAUGAUCUGAGCAACCAACUUUUUUCCUUUUUCUUGGAUGAUACAAUGACAUAUUCUUGCGCCAUCUUUAAGAUGGAGGAUGAAGAUUUGAAAGUUGCACAAAUGAGAAAAAAUUUUGUUCUGAUAGAAAAGGCAAGAACAAAUAAAAACCAUCAAGUAUUAGAUAUUGGGUGUGGUUGGGGAAGCCUAGCUAUUGAAAUUGUGAAGCAAUCUGGAUGUCAUUAUACUGGCAUCACUUUAUCUGAGGAACAACUAAAGUAUGCUGAGAAUAAAGUUCAAGAUCUUGGCCUUCAGGAUCAUAUAAAAUUUCUUCUUUGUGACUAUCGACAAUUGCCAAGUAAUAUCAAAUACGAUAGAAUUAUAUCAUGUGGGAUGAUUGAAGCUGUUGGACAUGAAUUUUUGGAGGACUUUUUUGGAACUUGUGAAUCAGUAUUAGCAGAAAAUGGUCUUCUUGUUCUACAGUUUGUAUCGAUACCGGAUGAACGUUACGAUGAAUAUCGACUAAGUUCGGAUUUUAUUAAAGAGUAUAUAUUUCCUGGAGUAUGCAUACCAUCAUUAAGUAGGAUAACAACAGCCAUGGCUAGAGCAUCCAAACUUUGUGUGGAACAUUUGGAAAACAUUGGAAUUCAUUAUUAUCAAACAUUGAGGUGUUGGAGAAAGAAUUUCCUAAAUAAUAAGAGUAAAAUACUUGAACUUGGUUUCGAUGAAAGAUUCGUAAGGACUUGGGAAUACUAUUUUGAUUAUAGUGCUGCUGGUUUGAAAUCGCGCACUCUAGGAGAUUAUCAGAUUGUGUUUUCAAGGCCAGGUAAUGUUGCAACAUUCAACAAUCCAUAUCGAAGAAUACCUUCAGCAUAUUGAUAUUGUUUUAAUUACCUUUUACUUUAUGUCUCAAAGUUGGAGUGUUCCACAUUUCUUUUAUUUUGUAAUAAAAAAGAAAAAGUUUUGACAUUAAACAAAAAUAAACUUUGGCUACUAUAUUGGAAAUAACUUGGUUGCAUUUAGCACAAAAAAAAGUCUACGAAUAAAUUGGUAAAUAUUUCAUCCUUGCAUUUAAGUCUAAGUUAAAAGAUAACCCUCAUGAAAUUUUGAAGUUGAACUUUUCUUUUCCACUAUAAUAUUGAAAAACAAAUGUAGCUAUCAUUUUAGGGACUAUUUAGACGGACUUACAAACAAAGUAUUUUAAAAAAUGAAUGUUUUUAAAUAUAAAAAAAUAAAUUAAAAUAUUUAUAAAAUGUAGUAAAA